Molecule: messenger RNA, 2521 nt
Organism: Haliotis rufescens (red abalone)
Lineage: Eukaryota; Metazoa; Mollusca; Gastropoda; Lepetellida; Haliotidae
Product: transmembrane protein 179B-like
Exons: 5
Coding region: 45-689 (214 amino acids)
Source: RefSeq, a predicted model, not a curated record
CAAUCCUGGCGGCAAAACGGAAUCUCAGUUCAGCAGUGGCUUUCAUGAUGUCGGCCCGUCUUAUCCUCAUUGUCAGGACAGCUCUCUAUGCUGUGAUUAUAAUAUGUAGCCUUAUAAUAUUUUCAGCACUGGGAGUAAGCAUGUCUAAACACGAACAAAACUGUUUGUUGUACGCGGAGAUAAAGAAGUCGUAUGGAUCGGUGUCCAUAUGUAACUACAGCAUCGCCAUCGCCGUCAUAUUCUGCUUGCUGUGUCCUAUCGCCGUCAUUGUCCUCACCGUCCUCACCUUCAUCGGCAUUCUAAAGGAUAAAAUAAUACAGUUCGCAGAGUUACCGUUCCUGAUCCAGGUCAUCGCUGACGGUGUUGCAUUCUUCUUGGUCCUCAUUUCUGCUUGCACCAUCAGUGUUGGCUUCAAAACGUUGUGCGACAGCCUCGUUGGCGGCACAGAUGUGUCGUGCUCAGAAGCAGCAGUGAUACCUAUUCACGACAAAACAGAAAAAGACUACUUCCAUGGUAAUCUGUCGGCGGCAGAGGGAGGGGCUUGGACAGCGGUCAUCGUGUGGUUGGUCCAGCUGAUAGGGGGACUGUUUGUGCUGUGGAGGAAUGGCCGACUGACCUGUCUGCCCUGUUUAACAUCCCCUAAAAAUUCACCCUCAUCGCCUUCCCAGCAAGUCCCUCCGAAAUUCUAGAUGAAUGGGACAUUCAAGUUGUGUAUUCUUGCAGCACGAAGCAACCGCGGUCUCUAUAAUCGAACACCCGUUAUGGCGUUGAUGUAGCAUGGCGGGUAAUUCAUUACUCAUCACACAGAAUGUCGGGGUUCGGAUCUCCACAUCAUUUACAAUUUGUGAAGUCUAAUCAUGACCUCCUCGCCAAUAUGGCAACGUCGGAUAAGAGAGAGUACACGACCCCUGCUACCUAAGAGAAAUCUCCACAGAUUUGUAAAUGGAAAAUCACUUAAAUCUACUUAUUUGGUAGACCUCAAAGGAGUGAGUUUACAUUAUUGUUUUUCUAUUUUUAUUUUAUUAUUUUAGUAUAUUAUUGUGAUUUUGAUAAUUUAGCUUUACACUGUUACGAAUCAUAUUCAAAGUGUGGAAAUGCAUUCGUGUUUCACUUCUUUUUUUCUGCUGAUUCUUGAUGGCGGAUUGGUUUUUACCAUUACUGCUUUGUUGUCAUUUAGGGUAUGGAGUGCAUAACCUUAUCUUUCAAUCUGAAUAACCAUUGUGCCUUUGGUGUAUAUCACGGGUAUAAAUCAACUUCAAUCGUAUUAUAAAAAGAGAUGUGUAUGUGGAUAUAUAUUUAUUUAUCCUACCUUACAUUUGAUUGGUCAAUCAUGUUUUGAUAAAUUUCCUUACACCCAGCUACAGCGUUUGUGCAACUGGAAAAAAUAUACCCUGCCAAAUUGUCAAUAUAUUUUGCCGAGCUCUGUUAUCAAUUCAAACUCCUUGCAACUAAACGGCGUCCCGUAAUGUACAGUAAUAAUGAGCCGAAACCAAUUCCAUGAUCUAUCUAUCUAUCUAUCUAUCUAUCUAUCUAUCUAUCUAUUCUCCCUGGAGUAUUUUAUUGUGCGAUAAACAACGACCGCAAGUCGGUUUUUUUUCUUAUAUGAGAUAUCAACAUUCAAGCUUUUGAAAUAUUUCCCCAAAUUUUAAUGAUGAUUCCCUGAAUAGAAUCCGACCUCGGAAAUGUCGGACAAGUCCAUUUUACGAACAGGUGGGUGACGUUUUGUAUUUCCCGCAUAUUCUCCUUUCUGUACCUUUUCCCCUGAUACCGAUUGUUAUAUCUCUCCCACAUUUGGAUGCGAUCUUUCGGCCACUGUGAUGUAGCCCAGCUUCCUCUAUGGGGAACAAGUCACUGGACACUUCCCUCUAAAAAUAUAUGGCGUCAGCAAGUAUUCGAAUCUCCAGAAAAAAAGACAGCUACGUGAAUAGGCCGCCAGUUUGGGUUGGUAAGUGAUUAUAAUUAUCGCAGAUAGAUAACUUGGUGUCGACAGGCAAUAGGAGGCACAUCAAGCUGUAUAUCCCUAGCUCGUGAAGCAUAUACUGGUGAGGUGAAAUACACAAGGAAACAACAUACAACAGAAACCUGCUUCCUGUCAACAACACAAGACCACGAGAGAAAUGUAGGGGGUCACCUUGCCUUGCAACAUCCGGCGCCCACGGGACAACCGGAAGGUCACAUUGAAGUGUAGCAUUUGUCAUUGCAUGUUCCCUUAAUUCUUUCCAUCAGUAUUUCAUGUAAUAGAUAGUGCCUUAUGAAUUACUGCUCGAAGUGGCGGCAGUCACUCACUCACUCACUUUUGACGUGUCUUGAUUACCCUGUUCACUGACAACCACUUAUAAAAAUAAAUGAUUUGGGGGAGUCCUCAUUGUCCAUCGUACACUUUCUGAAAGACAUGUCACUCGUGAAGAUCCGAGGUAAAAUAUAGGUCUUCAGCAACCCAUGCUUGUUUUAAAAGGUGACAAUGCUUGUCGUAAGAGGCGGGUAACGGUCAGGCACGUUGACUUGGUUGAUGCAUGUCAUC